AUGGCCAGAAAAGAAGAGGGUCUUGCUCCCGGUAUUGGAAUUGACCUCGGCACCACCUACUCCUGCGUCGGAGUGUGGCAGAACGACCGUGUCGAAAUCAUACCUGACGAACAGGGCAACCGGACCACCCCCUCUUACGUUGCUUUCACCAAUUACGAGCGCUUGAUCGGCGAUGCCGCCAAGAAGCAGAACGCCAGGAACCCCCUUAACACCGUCUUCGAUGCAAAGCGUUUGAUUGGAAGGAGAUAUUCUGAUGCUUUCGUUCAGAGUGACAUGAAGCUAUGGCCAUUCAAGGUCAUUUCUGGUCCUGGCGACAAGCCCAUGAUUGUUGUUAACUACAAGAACCAAGAGAAGUAG
Molecule: messenger RNA, 357 nt
Organism: Lotus japonicus
Lineage: Eukaryota; Viridiplantae; Streptophyta; Magnoliopsida; Fabales; Fabaceae
Product: heat shock cognate 70 kDa protein 2-like
Exons: 2
Coding region: 1-357 (118 amino acids)
Biological process (GO): cellular response to unfolded protein; protein refolding
Cellular component (GO): cytoplasm
Molecular function (GO): ATP binding; misfolded protein binding; ATP-dependent protein folding chaperone
Source: RefSeq, a predicted model, not a curated record